Messenger RNA from Fusarium vanettenii 77-13-4, 2331 nucleotides. RefSeq lists its product as uncharacterized. NCBI's taxonomy places the organism in Eukaryota, Fungi, Ascomycota, Sordariomycetes, Hypocreales, Nectriaceae. The record is from RefSeq and is a predicted model, not a curated record. The transcript has 6 exons. Gene Ontology annotation, biological process: carbohydrate metabolic process. The coding region runs from base 1 to 2331 and encodes 776 amino acids. Gene Ontology annotation, molecular function: hexosyltransferase activity; UDP-glycosyltransferase activity.
AUGUUCUCCCUUAUCCUUUCUGUUGAUCCCCAGACUCACUUGCCUGAAGAUGAUGCCCGAGUCGACAUUGAUUGCGAUUCAAUGCUGGUUCGCCGCCUCACCCGCCUCUACCACAGUCCACCCGAAAAGUAUGAGGAACCGCCAUCAGCCUAUUCUGAAACUCAGCCCCAACACUCAUGGGCCACGGAAUUAAACAUUGUGAUCCAAGUUGUGGGGAGUCGAGGAGACGUGCAGCCCUUCAUCGCUCUUGGCAAUGAACUUCAAAGACACGGCCACCGCGUCCGGUUAGCAACUCAUGACACAUUCGCCAACUUUGUGCGAGACUCGGGCCUUGAAUUUUACCCCAUUGGUGGUGACCCAGCUGAGUUGAUGGCCUACAUGGUCAAGAACCCAGGUCUCAUUCCCAGCAUGAAAAGUCUCAAGGCUGGCGAAAUCCAGAAGAAGAGGACCAUGGUCCAGGAGAUGCUUGAGAAGCUUUGGCAUUCAUGCUUAAGACCUGAUCCCUCUACUGGUCAGCCUUUUGUGGCGAAUGCUAUCAUCGCCAAUCCCCCAAGUUUCGCGCACAUUCACUGUGCGCAGGCUCUGGGUAUACCAGUUCACCUGAUGUUCACGAUGCCAUGGAGCAGCACUAGGGCUUUCCCGCAUCCUCUCGCGAAUCUGAAGAACGCUGGCAGCGAUCCUCGGCUUGAGAAUUACAUCUCCUACAGCGUGGUGGAAUGGCUAACCUGGCAAGGACUGGGCGAUCUCAUCAACAAGUGGCGAAAGUCGAUAGAUCUAGAAGAGGUAGAUAUGUUUGAUGCUCCCAUGCUUGCACAAACGUUGAAAAUACCCUUUACAUACUGCUGGUCGCCAGCUCUUGUGCCGAAGCCAUCUGACUGGGCUUCACAUAUCGAUGUCUGCGGAUUCUUCUUCCGCGACGCUCCUCAAUACUCCCCACCAGAAGAUCUCGUUCGGUUCCUCGCGGCCGGACCGCCACCAGUCUACAUCGGUUUCGGGAGCAUCGUGCUAGACAACCCAGAAGAAAUGAUCAGCAUUAUACUCGAAGCUGUCCGCGUUUCUAAUGCCCGCGCCAUCAUCUCCAAGGGCUGGUCUAACCUCGGGGGCUCAGAGAGUGGGAGUAUCUACUGGAUAGGAGAUUGCCCUCACGAGUGGCUCUUCCAGCACGUUGCCGCUGUAUUUCACCAUGGAGGUGCGGGAACAACGGCCUGUGGACUGAAGAACGGAAUGCCCACUACUAUCAUCCCAUUCUUCGGAGACCAACCUUUCUGGGGCCAGAUGGUGGCCAACGCAGGAGCGGGCCCCAACCCGAUACCACAUGCAGAACUAACAGUCGAAAACCUUUCUGAGGCUAUUAUGUACUGUCUCUCGCCCGAGGCUUCAGCUGCAGCCGCAUCCAUUGCCGCCAAGAUGGCGUCCGAGAUGGGCGUGCGUACCGCUGUGCAGUCAUUUCACAGGCACUUGCCUCUAGAGAGUAUUUCGUGCGACCUGAUUCCAAGCGAGUCGGCUGUGUGGCUGUAUACGACUUCGAAACACUCCAUCAAGCUCUCCAAUAUUGCUGCAGACAUUCUUCUGUCGAACAAGGCGAUCGACUCCAAGCACUUGAAACUCUAUCAAACCAACCCCAUCUUGAUCGAAACCACACGAUGGGAUCCCAUUUCUGGGGGUGCCUCGGCGUUCAUGGGUACAGCAACUGGCGUAGCGGGUUCAAUGGUGGGCAUCGUCACUAAACCAGUCGAAGAUCUUUCACAACGGGCCUCAUAUGACUCGGCUCAGCCUGGGCCAAGUACUGAGCACUCAAGCUCGCUGGCUGGUAGAAUGGCAGGGGCGUCAGCCAAGAGCUUUGGAAAAAUUGGAUCCACUGCUCUGAAAGGCAUGGUAGUUGACGUUCCCAUGGCAGUCACUGAGGGAAUGAGGACCGCACCACGCCUCUACGGCAGCAAUGUCCGUGAUCACGGUCCUGUAACCGAUGCCAAGAGUGGAAUGAUCGUGGGUGGCAAGACUCUUGCCUGGGGUUUUAUCGACGGCAUCAGUGACGUGGUGAUGGAGCCAUACAAAGGUGCCAAGAAGGAGGGUGCUUUGGGAGCUGUCAAGGGAAUUGGAAAGGGCGCCAUGAAUCUGGUGACCAAGAGUGGUGCUGGCAUGUUUGGAGUGUUGGCUUAUCCCAGUGCCGGUAUCACCAAGAGCUUGCGGACGGCGGUGCACAGCUCGACACGUAAAGCUAUUACUCAGGCGCUACAUGAAGAAGGGAGGUGGAUGGCAAACAACACGAGAAGAGAUGGGGUAGAUGUGAGCGUGGUGGUAAAUAAGUUUAAGAGUAUUUCAAGCAGUUAA